AUGCCAAAGCUAGACAAGAUGAGCAAUGAUGAGCUAAUAACCAUUAGCAAAAAGAUGUUCUAUGGUGGGUUUGCCUUUCUCCCUUUCCUCUGGCUGGUAAAUGUCAUGUACUUUUUCACCAUGUGUCGCAAAUCAACAGCUCCACCUGCCCUUCGAAAGUAUGUGCUCAUGUCACUGGCUGGCUGUAUUCUGUCGUUUAUUGCUCUGACUACCUGGUAUGCUGUAUUUGUAAAUAAGCGAGUACAGUGGGGACAAUCUGCAGAUACAAUCACCGUAGUUAUACCCAAAGGAGUUUAA
Molecule: messenger RNA, 297 nt
Organism: Phycomyces blakesleeanus NRRL 1555(-)
Lineage: Eukaryota; Fungi; Mucoromycota; Mucoromycetes; Mucorales; Phycomycetaceae
Exons: 2
Coding region: 1-297 (98 amino acids)
Cellular component (GO): gamma-secretase complex
Source: RefSeq, a predicted model, not a curated record